AUGGAGGCUCUAGAUGCCGUGCUCCUGAUGGCGAGGAUAGCGGCCGACCCUGAUCUUCAAGCAGCGAUGCAAGCUCAUGUUACUGUUAUGCUGGGUCCGUCGGUCCUCCUCCUCCGGGAUCUUGAUUCUUCCGGACAGAGUCUUCUCGGUGCAGAGGAGCUUCGUCUUCUUCGAGAUGCUCUCAGGGAAGUAUGCAUCCCCCUGAAGAGUAUGUCGGAAGACGACGGCGCUAGCUUCAUGGCCAGAUGGUGGAUGAAGAUAGUUCGGGAGCUUUGUUAUGACACGCAGGAUUACCUCAACUUCGUCCAAAGUGCUCGAGAUCGUCCUGAUUUUUCAGAGUUACCUGAUCGUGCCAAGGCUGUUUAUUCAGGCUUACUUGCUCGUGCCAUUGAUGCAAGGGAAAGACGCAGAGGUUUCCAGUGGUCUCCCAAGACCACCCGGUCUGACACGCAGGAAGCCUUCGACCGCCGCUUCUCCAAAGCUUUGGCCCGGGUGUCGGGUUCCUUGGGUGUCUGUACCACACCUGGUGCCGUGGUCGUGGAGGCCCCAAACAAGCUUGUCGAGCUGCUAGCUUUAGACGACGAUGUCGACGACAAGACACUCAAGGUGAUACCUAUAAUUGGAUGUGCAGGUGUUGGAAAGACAACAGCUGCCAGAACCUUGUAUCACAAGCAUGGAGGGAAAUUUCAGUGCCGGGCUUUCGUAAGUGCGUCUCAGAAUCCAGAUAUGAGGGGGAUCCUUACCAGCAUGCUCGCACAACUGAAGGCACCAUGGCCCCCUGGCUUUCCUGAUGUGCUGGACCUUAUUGGUGCUAUCAGCAAGCAUCUCCAAGGCAAAGGGUGA
Molecule: messenger RNA, 843 nt
Organism: Triticum turgidum subsp. durum (durum wheat)
Lineage: Eukaryota; Viridiplantae; Streptophyta; Magnoliopsida; Poales; Poaceae
Source: the annotation of a GenBank genome assembly